This is a messenger RNA of Homalodisca vitripennis (glassy-winged sharpshooter), 4595 nucleotides long. RefSeq names its product RUN and FYVE domain-containing protein 2-like. Bases 45 to 827 code for a protein of 260 amino acids. The record is from RefSeq and is a predicted model, not a curated record. The transcript has 5 exons. Gene Ontology annotation, cellular component: cytoplasm. Gene Ontology annotation, molecular function: metal ion binding. Lineage: Eukaryota; Metazoa; Arthropoda; Insecta; Hemiptera; Cicadellidae.
AUAUAACAAGUGUUAAACUUUUUCAGAUCAGCCUUAAAGCAGAGAUGGAGGUAGCAAUGAAACUACUGGAGAAAGACAUCCAUGAGAAACAAGACACAAUCAUCUCUCUGCGUCGCCAACUGGAUGAUAUCAAGACUAUCAACCUGGAGAUGUACAGGAAGUUACAGGAGUGUGAAAGCUCUCUUAGGCACAAAACUGAGCUCAUAGCUAAGCUGGAGAGCAAGAGUUAUGCUAUGACUGACUCUUUGCAAAAAAUGGAGGAAAAUGUGGCAGAGGAGGCGCUUCGCCGUGCAGUAGGUGAGAAUGCGGCGCAUGAGGAGAGGCGAGGGGUGCUGGAGGGAGAGCUCAAGGUGGAGAGAGAGUGGCGUCAAUCCGUCCAAGGUACCAUCGUCAGUGAACGAGACAAGAUUGCCACCCUCCAGCAGGAGAUCUCUCAACUCAAGGCAGUUGCUAAUAAGUAUGUGGAGCUGCAGGAGGAGCAUUAUAGACUGAGUGAGCAGUGUCGGGAGCAGGAGCUCACGCUGGAGGAGCUUGGGACACAGCUCAGCCGCAGUAAGCUCCAAGUGUCGGAGCUCAAGGAGGAGGCCAGUGUGACUCGCAGUGUGGCAGACGCGCUGUGGACGUCAGACAAGGAGGUAUCCCACUGUAAGGCCUGCAGUAAGGAGUUCAACAUAACACGCAGGAAGCAUCACUGUCGUCACUGUGGUGGUAUCUUCUGCAACAGCUGUUCAGACAACUCCAUGUCACUAGCAUCGUCCGCUAAACCUGUCCGGGUCUGUGAUGACUGCUACGUGUUACUCGUUGCUCGCAACUCUGUGGUCCACUAGCUGCUGCUACUCGCUGUUUGCUUAUGUGAUAUUUGCUCAAGAUGUCUCACCGGGAGCUUGCAGCUUAUCAUUAGCCUUGCUAGUGUUGGUUCUCAUUGGUUUGUGAGUCGUUCGCAAAGAAGGUUCUUCCUAACAUUUUUUAGCCUGUGUAUAAGUUAAUCAAAAAAAGUUUUAAGAUGCACUAUUGAUAUCUAAAAAUUUUACUCACACAGUGGUGUAAUAGUUGAAGGUUAUAAUACUAUUUGUAUGUUGCUUCAAAUGUACUUGCUUUUGAUUUUAAUGUUCCUUGAAAGCAAAUAUUGUUUAGAAACUCAGUAAUACUUUAAAAUAGUGAUGAAAAAAAAGUAUUUUUGAAGAAAUAACAAAUCACUAGUUAAAAAGACUUAAGUCAAAUGACAACACCACAAAGAGGGUCUGGUGUUAAUUAAUAAUUUCAUUUCACAUCUUUAAUUACAUAAGGUGCUAGAACAGUUUUUAUACAUUGUAAAAAGAUAGGUUGAAGAAUUUAUGUAAAACUACAGACCUAUUAUUUUAAUAAAAAAAUAAACUUUGUAGCUUUUUAGGAAAUAUUUUAGGUAUAGAUUUGACUCUACCAUAUGGACCUUACUUUGUAUUACAAUUGAAAUUUUUCUCAUAUUAAUUUGAUGAUAAAAAAAUCCCCACUAUAUAAAAUUUUAAAUUUUAUUAUGCAAUAACAGACCAACUAUUUACUUUGGCUGCUCAUAGUUACAUCAAACUCAGAAAUACAAAAUACUGGUGAUUAUAAAUGAGUUACCUUUUCUUUCUAACAUAUAUUCAGAGGUAAUAUAUUUUAGUCAAUCACCUUGACUCAUUAAAGAAUUAAAUUAUCCUUUUAUAAAUGUCAUGCAUGAGUAAUUUAUUAAGCUUAAAAUUUCUUAAUUGUUAUCUUGUAUUCAGAUGACCAUUGCAUUCUUGUAUUUUGGCCAUUUUUGCAUUCAGCGUAGGAUUUCUUCUGUCUGUGACCUGACGAGAAGUGACGUAACACUAUGACUAUUACACCAUUGAAAAGCCUACUGAUUUCGACCCAAUUUAAAAAUACUAACUUGGACCAACGAGUCGCUGCCGCUGUGAGAAAUGCUUGAAAUCAUAGAAUAUAUUGCUAGUUAUAUUUUUAUGACAAAUAGAAUGUGUAGAUAUGUCUAGUUUUUUAAUAUUGAUAAAUUUGGUAAUAUUGUUAAUGCUAAAAAUAUAUUUUCAUCAUAAAGAUUCUUUGUUAUAGCAUCUUUUGGCAUUUGUUGAAUUUAUAAUACUCUUAUUGUAGCAUAUGUGAUUAUGUUUCAUUUACUAUAGUUUAAUAUGUUAUGAAAUGAAAGGAUUUAGCCUUUUAAUUCUUCAUCCUAAUGGCCUUUUUAAUUUUUCAAAUAUUAAAUCCAUACUUUCGCUGAGUAGCGUAAAAUGAAAGCACAAUGUAUUUUAAUUCCUAAGUACAUUAAGUAUUAAAAUGAUUGAGUUUUAACAAUAGUCACUAUAUGUUCACUGUGGUAAGAAAUGAUCCUCUUGCUGGGUAUGUUACAAGAUCCCACACUGGUGGAAGUCUCAUUAGCAAUAAACUUUCCCUCAGUGUGUUAGGAGAUUUCUGCAUAAGAUAAUGUUUCAUGUGUUAUGUUUCAUCAGAUACAUACCGAGCACUCUAGGGUUGUGUUUUUAAACAUUAGAUUAUCUGUGUUAAAUAUGGCAGUUAGAUUCUAAUAUGGUGUAAUUACACAAGGCAUUGAUACACCCUACUGCACCAAGUCAAGUCAGUAAAGUUUUCUUUAAUAAAUAUGUUAAAGAAAAUACAUUUUUAUAAUAAUUAGAAGCAUACCAGAUUUAGUUAAGAGUGAAAAGUAAAAAGUACAAAUACAUAGUAGAAGUUUCAGAGUAACUUCUACAUUGCAUUACUUUCUGUUUGGAAUAGUUAAGCAAACCUCUGAAAUCAUGUCGUGAAUGCAAGGAUUGUUAGAUUGUUGAUCGAUAAAUUUUAUUGCAUUUGGUACAGAUAAAUGGAUGAAAUAUAGAAUGCAGAUCUUGUAUCAUACAAGCAAAUGUGCGAUUGUGUUAAGGUCUUUUAAUGAUAACUGGAACUGUUAAGGUUUACUAAGACUCUUAAGGUCUAAAUAAUAACCGGAAUAAUAAAUAGAUUUCCUUAACCCUUACUACCUCAUGGCUAAUAUUAAAUAACAAUGUUUUUCUACAGUCUACAGUAAUUUAAAAGUACAAGUGUUGAUAAUAUAUAUUAUGAUUAGUGAGGAAUUGUUACAACACCCUGAACAGUAUCACGUCCGCAAAUAGAUACUGGACAAAAUCUGUCCUGCAAGUUCCUAGUAAUCUGAUGCGGGAAGUUUAAUUUCUUCAAUAAUUUAAAAUAAUCAGCUAUAAGAGAUUAUCUAUUUAAGGUUUCCUUUAAAAUAUUGUACCGCUUUUCAAAAAAGUUUGGAGUCAAAAAGUGGUCAAGUAACAAUUCCCAUUUCAUGAUUCAUCAAAGGAAAAGAAAGAUAUUACUGUCUAUCCCUGUAUAAAAUAAUGGCAAAAAUUGAAACUUGUUUUGUAAUAUUUUUAAUUUGGCCACUUUCCAAAAUGGGUAGACAACUCAAAGCAUUGAAAUAGUAACUACAAUUUUGUUACCGUACUAUCAGUAAAAAGUAAACUAAAAAAACGUACAAAAAUAAUGUUACAUUGUUCCUUCAAAAUAUCAUCUGUUAAUUAAUAAUUUUGUAUCCUUUUGGAUAUAAAAAAAACAAAAAGCACUUGUUUAGGCAUUUAGUGGGAGGGGAAAGGAAGUAUCUUCACCAAUAAAAUAACACUUAAUUAUAUGGCGAUCCUUCCCAAAAAUAUUGCAAUAGAAUUUUAAUAGUUAUACUUUGAAAGUAUGUUAUUUAUUAAUUGAGUGAAUUAUUAAAACCUAAAUCCUCUAAAUUUUCAUCUUUUCCCUAUUUUUGGAUACAAAAAAUUACCAACACUUUAAAAAAGCUUUGUCAAGUCUAAAAGUUUAGAUAAUUUUACAUUCAGUAAUUAAAAUCAUUAAGAGGUAUGGUUUACUUUAUAUUUCCGUUGCGUUUUAUACUGAUUAUUACUUCAUUAAAUAUUGCAAACACAUACACAGAGGAGCUGAAUAUGUUUCUGCCACAUCAGCUAGAACAUACAGUAUGAGAUUUCUCUUGUAACACAGUGAACGUAUUAAACAAUUUCUGUAUUUUUUUUGUAUUAUCAAUAUUAACACAACAAGAUAAUAAAUAUUUUUUUGUAAUUUCUGAGGCUGAACGUUUUGUACUGAAUUUUGUGUGUAAAAUUGUUAGAUACCUGUAAAAAGGUGCUUUAAUACGUUAUGUUGGAGAUUUUGUUAUACCAUGUAAAUGCUAUCAGUUUUUGUGCACUCAAGGAUUAUUGAUGUGUUUAUGUUUUACUUUUUUAUGUUUGAUUCUUAUUAGGAUUUGUAGGUAUAUAUUAUAAUAAUUAUAAUAUAUAUGUAUAUUAGGGUCUAAUAUUGUAAUUUUCUGAAUAUCUUAUAGUUUUAUCUUAGUGGAAUGUUUUAUAAUUACUAAUUAAAUAUUGUUUGUUAUUACGAUUUCAAUAAUGUUUAUUGAAACUACAAACUAUACCCUUAUUGAGUUUGUUUUACAAAACUUCAUUCCAUUUUAGGACUACUAUGUAGAUUGCAUUUUGUUAAUGAUUUUUUCACUGGAAAAGAGGUACAUAUAAGCUAUUGUUGGCUAAGUUGAAAUUGUUAUAAAUUUUUUGGUAUAAAUUAAAUCUGCACUUCAUGUCCCA